AUGGGGAACUGCUGUCAUGAUGCCGUGGUGGUGGCCCAGGCCAAGAUUGCCAAUGCCACGGAGCGAGUUUGGAUGACCCCACGAGGGGCCUGGAGCCAGGUUUUGGCAGCUGGAUCCUUGCCAUGGGCUUUCAGCUCCCAGUUAGACUCCUCGGACUAUGCCAAGGUCUCGGGCCUUGAAGGGGGUCAAAACAGCUGCACUUCAUUACUAUUGCUGCGACAACAAAUUCUUGGAUGGAGUUGGCUUUGGAGCGAAGCGGCAUCUGGAGAAGGCCGGAAUCGGGAUCAAGCUUCACGAUACGAUACAGUCUGA
Symbiodinium sp. CCMP2592 is the source of this 312-nucleotide messenger RNA. NCBI's taxonomy places the organism in Eukaryota, Dinophyceae, Suessiales, Symbiodiniaceae. The record is from the annotation of a GenBank genome assembly.